GUAAACGUCAGUGCGAGACCGAUUCGCGAGAAUCCGCGAAUUUUCGCUCGUUUUUCGCGGAUGAUACGAGUGGUCCUAUGAGUGACACGAAAUAUAAUCGCUGUACGCGAGGUCGGCGAUAUUUGCGCCAUGAAAAGAGUGAUUCUCUUCCUGAACGGUACCGACGUGAACGGCAAGGUUUUUAUGGUGACGCAUUCCAUAGAAGAUUUGUUAGUUGCAGCUAGUUUAAAAUUUAAUGUAUCGGCGAAACGGAUUUUCACACCCCAGGGAGGUGAGAUUGACGAUGUCGAGCUCAUUAGAGAUGACGACGUUCUUUACGUGUCCUGUGGCGAGGAUUUUAUAUCCCAGAGUAAAACCGUCGAACUGGGUCGAGUACCGGAGAAAACCGAUUGGGUAACGUUGAAUGUCGGUGGGAAAUGUUUUACUACUACUAGGAGCACUUUGACGAAUAAAGAGCCAAUGAGUAUGUUGGCCAGAAUGUUCACAGAGAGCAUUGACUCGGAAUGUAGAAUACAGCCGAGUAGAAAGAAUCACAACGGAGCGUUUUUAAUCGAUAGGAGUCCUACAUAUUUUGAGCCAUUGCUCAAUUACUUGAGACACGGGCAAUUGAUACUCGAUAAAAAUCUUAACGCCGCUGGUGUUUUAGAAGAGGCUAGAUUUUACGGCAUUGAAGGGGUCGUUUCCAUUUUAGAGGACAUGACGUCCGAAGAGGAGAGACGAGGAAAAUGCUCGGCAUCCUUGACGAGGCGCGACGUCCUGAAGGCCAUCAUGUCGGCGUCGACGAAUUCCAAGCUGCGGUUUCAAGGGGUCAACCUGGUAGGGGCGGAUCUUUCACGGCUGGACCUGAGACAUAUUAAUUUUAAGUACGCCAAUUUACGCGGUUGCUCUCUGAUCGGGGCCAACCUGACCGGGUGCUGUCUGGAGCGCGCGGAUCUCUCCUGCGCGAAUCUAGAAGGCGCCCAGCUCGUCUGCGUGAAAAUGCUCUGCGCGAACCUAGAGUCGGCCAACCUGCACUCGUGCAACUUCGAGGACCCUAAUGGUCUCGUGCCGGCCAACAUGGAGGGCGUCAACCUGAAGGGGGCCAACCUGGAGGGCAGCAACAUGGCCUCGGUCAACCUGCGCGUCGCGACCCUGAAAAACGCGAUCCUGAAGAACUGCGACCUCAAGUCCGCGAUCCUGGCCGGAGCCGACCUCGAGUGCUGCGACCUCUCCGGGUCCGACCUCCAUAAGGCGAAUCUUCGCGGAGCCAACCUCAAAGAUGCCGCCUUCGAGUUGAUGCAGACUCCCCUCCACAUGUCGCAGACUAUACGAAUAUAA
Molecule: messenger RNA, 1317 nt
Organism: Orussus abietinus
Lineage: Eukaryota; Metazoa; Arthropoda; Insecta; Hymenoptera; Orussidae
Product: BTB/POZ domain-containing protein KCTD9
Exons: 7
Coding region: 130-1317 (395 amino acids)
Biological process (GO): intracellular signal transduction; protein homooligomerization
Molecular function (GO): protein binding
Source: RefSeq, a predicted model, not a curated record